GUAAAAUAGAGUAAAAGGUGAUAAAUUAAAUCUUUUCUAAUAAGAAUAAAUGAAAAAAGAUAAUUUUAAGACUGUUGAUAGCUAAAGAAACAUUGAGAUUAUAAAGAAAAAAGAUUUUGAUUCUUUAUUUAAUAGAUAACAAGACUAAUUAUAGGUUCAGUAAGAAAUACAAAAUCAGGAAGAAAAAUAAAGUUAAAGUCACAGUCAUUUUGAAAAAUAUCAAAUGAACUCAUAAAUUAAUAAUAAUUAAAAUAUGGUUGCUAAUGAUGAGUGCGAAACUUUGCUUAAAUCAUAAUUAUGUAAAAAAAAACUCAAUUUUACUAAUUAGAAAUUAAAUUAAGUUGCUAAAGAGUAUCGUUUGGAUUAAUAAAAUAGUUAAAAUAACUCUAAAACUGAAGAAAUUAGCAUUAUAUAUGAAAGCAGAGAAAAUUAUAAGAUCGAAUUCUAAGAUUUUUAAAAUCCUCGCUGGAAUUAAGAAAAUAUUUAAAAUAACUCUAAAAAUGAAAAAAGCAGUAUUCAAUAUGAAAGCAGUGAAAUUAAAAAGUUAGAGCUCAUUUGUAUUUCUACUUAAAAAAAUAUUGAUACUAAUGAAACUAGUAACAAUAAUAUGAGUUAUCAAAACAGUCAUUCUUAUAAUUAAAAUUUGAAUGAGUUUUCAUCAAAAGAUUGUGAAUAAAGUGAUUAAACAAUAUAAAUCAAAUAACAAAAAGCGAAUGAAAAAUUAAGUAAAUAUAAAUAGAUUUAAAAUUAUAAAAAUUUAUCAAAUAAAAUUUAAGCAAAAUAAUAUUUAAGCUAAGUUUCUUAAAAUUUUGAAGAAAACAACUACUAAAAUUUUGAAACUUUGAGUGAUAAUGUUAUUGAAAUAAUAGAUAAUUAACUCACAGAAAAAGGUUAUGAAGAUAUAAAAUAUAAAAAAGUAAUAGGUUGUGGCUUUGUUUAAAAAGCUACUAAGUAAAUCGGAUAAGAUAAAAAACAUUACUUGAUAUUGAUAUUGACAAGAUUUAUUAAAAUCUAAAAUAGCCAUAAAAAUUUAGAGUUAUUAAAGUUUUUAAAAACAUUGCAUGAAACUAAAUAAUAAAUUUAAAUAGAUGAUACUUUUUAAUUAUAUUUAAAUGGUUGUCAGCAUCCAAUUUAUAGUGUUAUAGCUUUGCGAGGAUAUAGUAAUACAUAUAAUUUUCUUCUUUACAUUGAAAAAAUAAUAGAUUUCUUUAAGAAAAAUGAGUAUUACUUAGAAAAAUAUAUAGCUGAAGGAGGUUUCGGUAUUGUUUUUGAUGGUAAAAUAUAUCAAAAUAAUAAAAUAUAAGAAGUAAUAUUCAAAAUAUAAUUCACAGAUGAGUAAAAUACAAAUGAAAGUGAAGAAGAAUUUCUUAUUAUGAAAGGAUUUGAAAAAAAUAUUAAUUUGAUUAAUGCUAUUGAUUAUAAAAAAAUAGACUAGAAUGUUUCUGUUAUAUUGAUGGAAAAGUGUGAAUGCAAUUUAAAUAACAAAUUGAAAUAACUUCAAGAAAGGAAUUAAUUUUCAUUUACUUAACUUUUAAAAAUUAUAUUUGAUCUAAUAGAUGGAUUGAUAUUGCUGAGGAUAUAUAAAAUAAUUCAUUUAGAUAUAAAACCUACAAAUAUUUUAAUUAAUCGCUAUGGUAUAUAUGUUUUUUCUGAUUUUGGAAUAUCUAUAAAAAAUAAAAAUAAUAUACCUAUUAAAGUUAAAGGGUUUACACCAAGCUACGCUCCUGAAGAAGUAAUUAAAGGAAAAGUUAGUGAUAUUAAUUACGAAUCAGAUGUUUUUUCAUUAGGAAAAACAUUAGAAAUUGUUUUUAAGGAGUACGAAAAACUUAAAAUUUUUAAUUAAAAUGAAAAAGCUAUGCUUGAGAAAUUUAAAUAAAUUUUAAAGGAUUAUGCCCUCAGAGAAUAAGUCUCUGAAAGAAAAACAUGCUUGGAAUUGCAUAAAGCAUUUUAUGAAGUUGUUAAAUUUGGAGAAAAUAAAGAAUUUUCAUAGUCUUAUAUUGAUAAAAUUAGAUUAAUAUUAUUAUAAACCUAUCAUGAUAGUAACAAAGAUAUCUAGUUUUUUCAUGAAGUAUCUAUUUAUUACAAUGAAAAAAUACUUGACUUAAAACAAAAUAUUAAAAAAUCUCAUAUUUUAAGCUUUGUUGAAAUUGAAUCACUUUCUGAAUCUUCUUUAAGAAAGAUUGAUAAAAUAUUAAGUUAAGAAGAUCCAGAGUAUAUAUUAAUUUAUCAUUCGAUUGCAAGCUUUUAUAAUGAAAGGAGCUAAUUUGAAAUGGAGAAAAAAUAUUUAUAAAAAUCUCUUGAAUUGUGUAAUUAACUAUUCAAAAAAGAGAAUAUCUAUCUAGCCAGAACAUUUAAUAAACUUGCUUUAUUUCAUUUAAAACAAGAAGGUUUAGAAAAAUCGCUUAAAUCUCUUAAAAUACUUGAAAAUAUUUUUAAAGGAGAUCACGAUACUAAAGCUAUUUUCCUGAAUACUCUUUCAUGGUGUUAUUCAAGUUUAUAAGAAUCUCAAAAAGCUUUAGAAGUAUAAGAAAAAUCUCUAAAAAUGAGAAUGAAUUUGUUUAGCUAAAAUCAUACUAGGAUUGCUGUAGCUCUUAACAAUUUAGGAACUAUGUAUUAAAAAAUUGAUCAAAUAAAAAGUUUGGAAUACUAACUUUUAUCUCUACAAAUCAGAUAAUUUCUUUUUUAAGAAAAUCAUCCAUGCAUAGCAAGAUCUCUUGAUUGUGUUGGAUAAUGCUAUUUAAAUAUGGGAAAUUUAAAAAAAGCAAAAAAGUAUUUGUACAGAUCAUAUUUUAUGAGAAGAAGAAUAUAUAAAGGAGAUAUUGACUGUGUUGCAGAUUCUCUAAAGAGUAUUGCAAGAUAUUAUUAAAAGUCUGGUGAAUUCAUAAAAGCAAUAUUUUUUUAUAAAAAAUAUUUUUAAAUGAUAAGAAACUUGAAAUCUGAUAUUAAAUAUGUAAAAGAUGCUACACUAAUCUCUAAGAGACAACUAAUUAUAGGAUUAUGUUAAUUCAACAUAGGGUAAUUUAUAAAAAAUUUGUAAACCAAUAUCAGUUGA
This is a messenger RNA of Tetrahymena thermophila SB210, 3052 nucleotides long. RefSeq names its product kinase domain protein. The record is from RefSeq and is a predicted model, not a curated record. Gene Ontology annotation, molecular function: protein binding; ATP binding; protein kinase activity. Lineage: Eukaryota; Ciliophora; Oligohymenophorea; Hymenostomatida; Tetrahymenidae. The transcript has 3 exons. Gene Ontology annotation, biological process: protein phosphorylation.